Carya illinoinensis is the source of this 504-nucleotide messenger RNA. RefSeq names its product RNA-binding protein cabeza-like. The transcript has a single exon. The record is from RefSeq and is a predicted model, not a curated record. Bases 1 to 504 code for a protein of 167 amino acids. Lineage: Eukaryota; Viridiplantae; Streptophyta; Magnoliopsida; Fagales; Juglandaceae.
AUGGGAAUUACAGAGGAGGUUUUGGAGGUAGAGGGAGUUCAGACAGGGAAGGCUCUAGAGGUAGAGGGGGUUUUGGAGGCAGAGUUGGAGACAGGGGAUUUUGGUGGCAGAGGCAGAGAACGGGGGGGUUUCGGAGGUAGAGGUAGAUCAGACAGAGGAGGUUAUGGUGAUAGGUCAGACCGAGGAGGAUUUGGAGGCAGAGGCCGUGGAAGGUGGGAUCAAAGUGGUGGUUGGAAUAACAGAAAUGACAGUAGUGAGGAUAAGCCCUCUGACUGGAACCAAGAGGCAGGUGAGGGAUGGAAGAAAAAUGACGGUGUAGAAACUUGGAUUGGAGCCGGAGAUAAGAAUAAAUCGCAGAGUUGGAAUGCAGGAAGCUGUGGAACUAGCAAUCAAACCAGUGGGUGGAAUAGCAAGGGUAGGAACCAACCAACAGCAGCUAAAGAUGCUACUGGUAGUGGCUGGAACAAAGGAUCUGGUUCAAGUAAUGAAGCUGGUGGAAGCUAG